Messenger RNA from Acyrthosiphon pisum (pea aphid), 1114 nucleotides. RefSeq lists its product as uncharacterized. NCBI's taxonomy places the organism in Eukaryota, Metazoa, Arthropoda, Insecta, Hemiptera, Aphididae. Bases 105 to 692 code for a protein of 195 amino acids. The transcript is spliced from 3 exons. The record is from RefSeq and is a predicted model, not a curated record.
CAAUCGCGUUCACUUUCACUCUUGCCGCACGCCGUCGCGGUCUCCCACGGGUUAUUCUCGUCGUUUCGUACACAGCUGGCUUUAGUGCACCGUGAAUCUCCGCCAUGAAACAGCUCGUGCCGUCCGCCGCCCUCGCCGGUCUGCUGGCCGUCCAAACCCUGCUCGUGCUCGGCGUCCUGGACUUGAACGGGUCCGAGGUCCGGGCCCAGGAGAGCCCCUUCGAGUUGCCCGUCCAGCUCAUCGGUUUCCCCGUCAUCAUCGUCGCCGUCAAGAUGUCCAAUUUCGUCAAGAAACUCGCCUACGCCCUGAGCCCGAGCACCUACAGGAGAAAGGCUAAGAGGGACUUGGAAGCUGCGACAUCAGCCGCUGGGACUUUGUCGUCCUUGGACGUGCUCAAGGCUCAGGAGAUGAUACUGAAGGAAAUGGGUCCUGACGCUUGCGUCUACGAGAAGGUGUGCUCUGCGUACGCCGAGGCGGCCACGCUUGCCAAAAAAGAUCGCCGCAGUGGUAAGGCCAGGGUGGACCGAAUGGACUGGGAAAAGAUCAUCAGCGGAUACAUGGAAACCGGACAGGCCAAAAAGAAGUAUUACAUGUUGAGCGUGUUCCUGGGCGAUGUGCUGGGUUCGCCCGAGUUCUGUUCGAGGAUCGUAAGGAAAAUCAAACGGUGUGACGCCAAACACAUAUACCACUGACACUGCACAUAAUAUGUGUUAAAUAUUUCAAAAACUAUAUUUAUUGAACAAAAUAAUUUGUAAUUAUAAAUAAUAGUCUUAAAAAAAUAUAAUAAUAAUAAUGUAAUAAUAAUAUUAUGAGACUAAGUGCAUGCUCAUCACGAUGCCGUCGUAUCAUUGCUAUUGUCAUUACCUAUUACUAUCGUCGUGUAAUGUCAUCGUUUUAAAUGUUCUCUUAAUUUUUUUACAACCAAAUCUGAAAUGUAAUAUUAUUAUAUAAUAUCGUACUAUAACACCAUUGUCCUAAUGUGUAAAUAAUCAAAAUGUUUUAUAGAUUUAUGUAGAUAGAAUAUUAAUUAAAUAUAUAUAUAUUUUUUAAUGAAAUGUGAACCGACAUAAUUAUGAUGUUUGGUGUUUACAAAUAUAAUAUUAUAAUUGAUAAU